GCCGCAUAAUCCCGGGCAACAGUUUGGAAGUGCAUCGAAAAGCAGGUGGCCGGCUCGCAGGGGUGCCAGAGCUACUUGCUUAUCUCUUCAACAUCUGUUGUAUCAGCAUCGAGUCUUCGUUCGCACAUUAAACGUCCUUUUCAUACAAGACUUUCAAUACCUGGUGACAAGAGCACGCACUUAUCUGAAAACAGGAUGU
Molecule: messenger RNA, 199 nt
Organism: Amoebophrya sp. A120
Lineage: Eukaryota; Dinophyceae; Syndiniales; Amoebophryaceae
Source: the annotation of a GenBank genome assembly